This is a messenger RNA of Trematosphaeria pertusa, 2712 nucleotides long. RefSeq lists its product as uncharacterized. Gene Ontology annotation, biological process: positive regulation of transcription by RNA polymerase II; DNA-templated transcription. Gene Ontology annotation, molecular function: DNA-binding transcription factor activity, RNA polymerase II-specific; zinc ion binding; sequence-specific DNA binding. The transcript is spliced from 5 exons. Bases 161 to 2548 code for a protein of 795 amino acids. The record is from RefSeq and is a predicted model, not a curated record. NCBI's taxonomy places the organism in Eukaryota, Fungi, Ascomycota, Dothideomycetes, Pleosporales, Trematosphaeriaceae.
GUCUGUGCCUCCCAUCGACCUCCCCCUGGACCGCCGCCUGCCCUCCCCAGAUUGCCGACUCCUGCACUGUGAUGGACGUGCGCGCCACCGCUAUAUCCGCACCCGUUCUCCCCGCCGCACUUUGCCCGCGAGCCUCCCCCCGAUCACUCCAGCGGCGAUAAUGGACCCGAACGGCACCCAGAACACCCACAAUGGGCUGCCGCAGGCGAAGGACGAAGGCACCACGGCGUCGCCCAGCAGGAUCGCCCACACACUGACGGCGUGCUGUCGCUGUCGCACGCGCAAGACGCGAUGCGAUCCGGGCCUGCCCCGAUGCGGGCCCUGCGAGCGGACCAACUCCCACUGCGAGUACUACGAUCCCGCAAAGGGUCGCAAGAUACCCCGCAACUACGUCGUGCACCUGCAGCACAAGGUGCGCGAGCUCGAGAAGCAGCUGGCCGAGCUGGAGAGAGACGAUGCAGAGCCGGAUCCCGAGGAUGUGAUGCGCGGAGCGGCCGCUGUGCGCGUGCAGGACACCGACGAGUCCAAGUUCUUGGGCCCGUCGAGCGGCAUCACCAUCACGCGCCUGGUGAUGCAGCUAGCGAAGCAGUUCACCGACUCCAAGAGCAUCACAGAGAUCGUGCCGGAUGCGCGGGCCAAGUCUAUAAAGGCGACGUUCGACCAGGAAGAUGCAAGGCCGACCUCCAAGGUCUACCCGCUAGUAAGCGACGUUGCGGCUGAAGAGCUGCCGAAUAGAGACCUCACCAAUCUGCUCGUCGAGCUCUUCUACUGCAAAGUCCACCCCAUGUACCCCAUGUUCCACGAGCCCACCUUUACCCAGGACGUCGAAGACGUCUACAAAGGGUCGACUGACCCGUACCAGAACUUUUGCCUCCGCAUGGUGAUUGCCAUCAGCCUGCAAAAGAUGGACACGCAGUAUGCGGGGCUUGCCGAUAGCUACUAUCUGGCCGCCCUGAAGUUCUUCGAGGGGGCCAUCAAACCCAUGAACCUCAAAACGCUGCAGUGCUUCGCUCUUAUCGCGGGCUACUCUCUCCUCACUCCGACUAGGACCGCAGUCUACUACAUCAUCGGUCUUGGGGUCAGGUUAUGUCAGGCGCUAGGUCUACAUGAGGAGAAAACAAUAACAGGGGGCCCCGGUGGGCGCCCGGCCGAUCCGCUCGACGUCGACAUGCGCCGCCGCCUCUUCUGGAGUAUACUCACCAUGGAGUACGGGCUAUCCCACAGUCUCGGUAGGCCCAGUCACUUUGCCACCAGGCGCGAACACAUCGAUGUGAACUUUUGCGAACUAGUCGACGAUGAUUUCAUCACAAAAGAGGGGAUACGUCCGGCACCCCAGGCCUCCUUGAAGAAAUGGAUAGCAAUACACUUCUUCAAAAUGCGCUUGCUGCAGCUGGAGAUUCGGCGGAAGUUAUAUCAAAGGAAACGAGCAGAGCCAAAGGACGAUCAAGACCCCUGGUUUACCGAGAUGCAAGCCAAGAUGGAGGCGUGGAGAGAUACGAGCCCCGAGAUGGACGGCGGCUCUGGCCUAAACAAGGUCUGGUUCAUUGGCAGGUACAACACCAUGGUUUGCUUCCUCUAUCGUCCGUCCCCGCAGAUCCCACGACCAACGGCGCAUGCUGCGGUGCUAUGUUACGAUGCCUGCGAGUACAACAUCUACAUGACACGGAAGCAGAUCGAGACGAAGAGCGUCGACCUCACCUGGAUCUUCACACAGUCCAUCUUCAUGGUGGUCAAUGUCAUGCUCUGGACCCUUUCGUAUUCGGAAGUGCGUCGCAACCACAACCGCGACGAGGUCGAACGCCAUUUAAACGUUGCGCUAGAAUCCAUCGAACUCGCGUCCGAACGAUGGCCCGGCGUCGCCUCUGCGCUAGAGCUAUAUCACAACUUAAUCGGCGCGUGCAUGAAAAUCUAUGACAAGGACGGCGAUAUUCCCAUUGCGGCUGGCUCACCUUCAGACAGCGCCUCGGUCUUGUCCAACAGUAUUGUGGAGGGCAUUAAUAGGUCUCGCACAACCAGCCCAGCGACCGCCUCCACCGCAUCUGGCCAGCCGCUCUUCAGUUUCAACGCCUCUCAACCAAACAUCCCAGACACCUCUCCAGGAGCCCAAUCUACCUCGCUCCAUACCUCUCCGCAACAGAUGCCACCGCAGCUGUAUAUGGACACGAGCCCAAAGUCCUCUAUUGAUACGGGCAUUCCAGCCUUCAACUACACACCCACAACACAGUUUACUCCUCUUCCAACCACUUUCGCAGAGCUUCCUCAGUGGAAUCCCACGUUCUCGAUGCCACACCACGAGUCUUUCGGCAUGCCUACCGCCUCUCAACCGCUCACAUCCCCGAUAUACAACGAGAACUAUGCGGCCAAUCACGGCUAUCCUAUGACCGAUUAUCUCUACCCGCAGUGGAGUCAAGAGAGCCGGGGCUCGGGUCUGAACCAAGAACAGCAAAUGCAGCUAAUGCAGGACUUUGAGGCCAACGAGACGGGCAAAAUCGAGGAGAUGAUCCAGCAGAGUCACCAGCUAUUUCGGCCAUACGUCCAGUCGUACUGAAGUAGUGUCGGUAGCACAAACCAGACAAUGCGUGCUGACUGCUAGCACACUCCCAUCAGCAUCCGUAUCGGUCUCUUAAACCGAAAGACGCCAACGCAAGGGGUAACAAAAGCAUCGCGCUCCGAGCGUCGCCGAGAUCCACCAGCGCUCGUGAGCUAUCGAGG